UUUGAGCCACAGAGUCUGUUUGUGAAUGACGUAAUGAGCGUAAAACAAGAUGGCGUCGUCUUAAGAAUAAAUCGGUGUGAAUGAGUUUAUCGGCGUAAAAGUCUGCCUCUUUAGAGGCUCUAGUGUUGUUUUACGGUUGUUCCGUAAAAUAAUAAUCUUCACGAUCAGAUAAGCGUGUUGUAGGCGUUAGGGAACGCCACAGAAUAGCCUGCGGAUAUUGUUUAUUUUCUCCUGCGAUUCUCCGGUGACAGCCGGGGAGGCGAGCUGCUGACAGACAGGAUGGACAGCGGAGAGUACAUCUCCACCAUGGAGAACAUGGACACGACUUUAGCGGAAUUAGGGGACGAAUUUACCUUGGGAGACAUCGACGAGAUGCUGCAGUUUGUCAGCAACCAGGUGGGGGAUUUCCCAGACUUGUUUGAGGACCAGAUGAACUCAGCAGGCUCUGUACAGAGUGGCGGUGCCAGCACCACCCCACGACCUGCUGUUCAAACCCCUCAAACCCCCCAAACUCCCCAGACACCAAACCCUGCUGCCUACCAGAGCUCCAACGUUAGCCUCGUCGCCUCCCAGACAAUGUCUCCCCAGUCUCUACCCCUCACGCCUCCCCUCACUCCCGCCCAGACCCCCUCCCCCACCAGCACCUCCUCAGGACAGCAGCAGGUGACCCGCAGCCCUCCUCUCCUUCAGCCACGGCCUCAGGUGGUCCAGCCCAUCCAGCCUCAGCCCCAACAGACGGCCCAGCCUGCCAUCCAGGUAUCACCUAUCUGGGACCACAUUCACACACAAACCCAGUGUUUGAAAUGGAUGCACACCCAGGGGAUCCCCAUGCAGACCCAGACCUUCCCGGUCCACACCCUGGUUCAGACCCACAGCCAGACGCCCCUGCCCAUCCAGACCCAGGCAGCCCAAACUGUGAUGAUUACCUCCAACGGCGGACGUUUCAUCCAGAACCCCGUCAUCUGCCACCAGAGCCCUACUCCUGGUUUCCAAGUCCUCCAACCACAGGUGCAGAGCAUUAUGACGUCACCACACCUCCAACCAGUGACCAUUCAGCACCAGCGCGUUCUGACCCCAACUGGUCAGACCAUCCAGACUCUCUCCACAGCGCCCACCACAGUCCACACCAUGCAACAGCAGGUGCAGCAAGUACCUGUUCUGGUCCAGCAGCCUCAGCUUCUGAAGACAGAGUCGCUGGUUCUGACAACACUCAAACCAGACGGCACACAGGUGCUGUCUACCAUGCAGAGCCCCACAGGGAUCACCACCUUGACCACUCCCAUCCAGAACACAGCUCUGCAAGUCCCGACGCUGAUGAGCAGCAACAUCCUGACCACCGUCCCUGUUAUGAUGGGAGGAGGAGACAAGCUGCCAAUCAAGCAGCUACAGCCAGGCUCCUCCCACUGCACAAACGGAGCCAGAUCAAGCAUGGAGCAAGGCCAGCUGAUGGGAGGAGGAGUAGGCCCGGGAGGAGUGGUGAAGGAGGGCGAGAGGAGGACGACCCACAAUAUCAUCGAGAAGAGGUACAGGUCCUCCAUCAACGACAAGAUCCUUGAGCUCAGAGACCUGGUCAUGGGCAAUGACGCGAAGAUGCAUAAGUCAGGAGUGCUGAGGAAGGCCAUUGACUACAUCAAAUACCUGCAACAGGUCAACCACAAACUACGACAGGAGAACUUGGCCCUUAAGGUGGCCAACCAGAAGAACAAGCCAGUGAUACUGUCUGAAGAUGUGGAGCUAAAACAAGAAAUAGUGAUGAUGUCACCUCCAGCCUCGGACUCUGGUUCUGGUUCCCCUCCCCAGUUCUCUCCUUACUGUGUGGACUCAGAGCCAGGCAGCCCCUUACUGGAUCACGAGCAGAUGAAGAGUGAGCCUGAUUCUCCCUCAUCGGUUGGAGUGAUGGAUCGUUCUCGACUGCUUCUCUGCGCCCUGACCUUCUUCUGCCUGUCCCUAAACCCGCUGCCAUCUUUGUUGGGCUCUGAGGCCUCAGGGAGCCCCAGCCUAUCUACGGGCCAUGGGCCAUCUAGAACACUUGUCUGGUUCCCAAGUCACACACAGGACUUUGCAUCGUGGCUGCGGUGCCUGUUGCCGUGGGUGAUUGUGUGGGUGCUGAGUGGGGUGGGAGCGGUGUGGGGCUGUGUCAGGGUGCUCUACCUGUGGGAGCCUGUCACACCCCUUCACUCGCCAAAAUCUGUGUUGUUCUGGAGGCAUCGCAAACAAGCCGACCUGCAUCUCAACAGGGGAGAUUACACAGCAGCCAUGGCCAGUUUAGAGACCUGCCUGUCUGUGUUGACCAGAGCUCUUCCCUCAACCAAUCUGGACCUGGUCUGCUCACUGUCCUGGAAUCUGAUUCGCUACUGCUUGCAUCGUCCAACACCCCUGGGCUGGCUGGUUCAUCAGGUUAGGGGAAAGCAUGAGGGGGAGGAGGCUAGGACUAGUGCGAGGGAUGCAGCACUGGUUUACCACCGGCUGAGCCAGCUGCAACUCACAGGAAAACUGCCUCAGCGUAGCAGCCUGUGGGCUUUGUCUCUGUCCCUGAGCGCUGUCAACCUCAGCGAGAGCGCCCAAGGCAAAAUGGCCCCUGCCCAGCUCACCCAGAUCUAUGUCACUGCAGCAAUAGCCCUGCGCACCAUGCUGGGCCACCACCUCUCCUGUCUACCUGGUUAUCUGUUGAGUUGUGCAGAGAGUGUGGCCAACCAAUCAGAGACCAAGCCGAUCCCUGACUGCCUGCGCUGGCUCUUCACCCCAUUGAGUAGGCAGUUCUUCCUAAGUUGUGAUUGGUCGGUGAAGUCAAAGAGCACAGACGGGGUGUACACUUCUCAGAGAGACCCAGCUGACCCCAUUGCCCAGCUGCACCGCUGUUUCUGCAGAAAGCUUUUGGAGAGAGCCGUUCACACCCUCAUCCAGCCACAGAGCGACUCUGAAGCAGGCAAACGCAAGAGCGACACUGGGGAGUUUUCCAGUGCCCUGGAGUUCCUCCAGUUAUUGAACAGCUGUACAGAGGACUCUCCUUCCCCUCCUCCUCCCUUCUCAACUCCUCCCAAUCACACCACCACUCCAGUGGGAGACCCAGUGAGUCGUUGGUGGGCUUUGGUCCUGAAGGCUGCCGUUCAUUGGCUGCAGGGCGAUGAUGUCGCAGUGAGGUCACUGUUGGCAGAAGCAGAGCGGAUGCCGAGGGCUCUACACACUCUUGACCACCCUCUGCCCAAGGCUGUGCUGCCGCUUUGCAAGGCAGUUCAGAUGAGUCUGACCCCUCUGAAGGGAGAAGGGGCGGUAGCCUGCCUGUCCCUCUGCGACAGAGCCAGCAGCUACCUGCGCUCCAGCGUCUCGGUACCCCUCGCCCAAUCUGGGAACUGGCUGAACAAGGGGGUGGAGCUCCUGGUCUGUGACCUUCUGCUGACCUUGAGGACCAGUUUAUGGCAGCGGGGAGGCAGCAGUAAUGGAGAACCUGGCCCGGCCCCUGGAUCCCAGUUGGCUGGUUUCCAGAAGGACCUCAGCGCGCUCAGAAAGCUCACACAGUGCUACAGACAGGCACAACACAAGGUGUUUCUUCAUGAGACCACAGUGAGGCUGAUGGCUGGAGCCAGUCCCACAAGGACACACCAGCUGCUGGAGCACAACCUCCGACGCAGGACACACAGCUCCUACACAGCCGAAGGCGAGUGCAUCCUGGGUGAGAGGGAGAGGGCUCAUGCCAUCUUGCUGGCCUGCCGCCACCUGCCCAUGCCUCUGCUAACCCCACCCGGGCACCGCGCCCGCCUGCUGGCCGAGGCCAAGCGCACCCUGGAGCGGGUGGGAGACCGUCGGUCUCUGCAGGACUGUCAGCAGAUCUUGCUGCGCCUCAGCGGGGGCACGACCAUCGCCGCCUCCUGAACACACACACGCACACUUCUAAACAAACACACACAGAUUAGGGCUACUCACAAUACAAUGAAAUGAUUAACUCUGUAAUUUCCCAUCAUACAUACAAAGAUGUAAACCAGGCUACACAUCCACAAACAUGUAAUUCUAUAAUUGUCACUCACUCACACCUUCAUACUGAUCAAGGGCCAUGAAUAUAAAGGCUUUUCUUCAAACUGCCACACUUCUCUCACACACAGACCGAUGAUUUUUACUGUCAUGGUUACAUCUAACUGUCAGCCCUGUAUCCACACAGCAGCUGAAACACUUGAAGGCUAUACAUUUGCUCCUUUCAUGCUUAGUUUCAUUGUUGCAGCACAAUCAUGCCACCUUCUGGUCAUUAAUAGUACUACGCUGGCUGGCUGACUGCCUCAUUUUAAACAAUGCUACACAACAAGGAAAAUCAGGUUAAAUAGGCCCCAAAGGGAGAAGGGACCAUUAUCUAAUAGCUGUUUAAAUUAAUGCAAUGCAACAGUGCAUUGAUUAGCUGUAGGAUACCAAGCUGUACAAUCAUUAUUGGAACACGGCAAUGUGAGUGCUACAAUAACUGUGUAAUGUCGCAUUAAACUGGCAAGAGUAUUCAAGAGUAGACAGCCGUGGUCUGUUAAGCAUGGCUGUGCUGUAGGAUGCAGACCGACUAGCUUGCUUUUAACCAUACAGUGCUGAGUAGUGUCUCUCCUUAUCUACCUCAUACACAGUACAAUGCCAGCAUUGUAUUGUGGAGCAAAAUAGGAUCAGCACCACGUCAGUUAUCCUGAAUUUGAAUUAAGUGACCGUUUGAAGCGAUGCUUCAAUCCAGUGCAGCAUCAUUCUAACAAACCCUGGCUGAGCUGCUUUAUUUAGACUUUAGGAUGCAGCAGUACAGUACUUUAUCAAUUUGAUUUACUGUUGCAGAAACUGCAGGAAUGACAGACAGCUACUGCUGGCAUGCUCAAAAAAACAGGGAAAAAUGACUGGAUUUGGGGAAUAUCUAAAUAACAGAGGGAAGCAGCUAGCCAUGGGCCAAUAAGUUUGAAAAUGCCUACCUAGACACACACACACUUACACAGAUGCAUAUACCUAUUACAUAUUAAAGUAAUUUCAUACAAACUCAUAAUGUGAUUGUAUAUAGGUUGUACAUAGGCAGAUAAACAGAAGUAGAUUAAACAGGAAGUCCUUACCCACUGCUUGAGAGGAGACACAUCAAAGAAUUCACCGUAACAUGUCAAAGUUGGCUCAUAAUGGUUUCCUGUCAGAGUCUGGAUCUGAUGGUCCAAAGCUCCGACCGGGAGAGCAAGGUCAGUCGCCUCACCCUUUAAAGUGAUACUCCACCAGAAAUCUUUUUAUUAUCAAACACUCUCAUGGUGGCUUUAAAGAAAGUCAUUUAUGCAGAACAGCGGCUGUGGUCAGUUUAAAUUCAUGAAGAUUUUCACAGCAGAAAGAAGUUUCAAAACAUUCAUAAACGUACCUGCUGUCCAUACUUGUAAGCCACCUUUUCGAGCCUACAGGCAGUGAGUGUUAGAUACUCAGAUUAUGUUGGGUGGUGUAUCACUUUAAGGUGAAAAUGGUCUGAACACAGUGAUAAAAGUGAGGAAUGGUAUUUCUUUGAAGUGAUGUCCACCUAUGAUGUAAAGCUCUCAAGCUAAAUGGCCUUGAUGUUAUGUAAAAAAGGUUAUUUUAUUAUGUUUUAUCAUAUUUGGAAUGAUGGAGGAGUUGUAUCUUUAUGAAAUAUUUGUCCAAUUUUCUUUUUAUUUGUAAUUGUUGGCCUAUUCAUGAUACAGCAUUUCUGUCAUUCCUGUUUCUGUGUUCUGAUUAUCUUAUUUAAUGGUUAUGUAAUGUAAUAUUAAUAUAAAUGCUUUUUGGGGGUGGAAGGGAGCAGUUUUGCAGUUAUGUCAUUUGUACUGUUUUAUAUAAGCAGCCUAGGGUCAGAAACUGUCAGAGGGAGAAUCUCUUAAGAGGAAGAUGUUGUGUAUUUUAUUGAAGAUGUAAAGCCUGCAUUCACAAAUUAGCCUGAUAUUUUAGAAUCACUCUUGCUUGAGUACACACUGUAAUUUCUUUGCUGUUUUUAAAGUACAAGCAAACACACAAGUAUGCUAUAUGAAAUGUCCAGAUCUCUGUCUUCCAGGUCAACCCAAGGUGUAAGUUAGAAACCUAAAGAGUCCUGAAAAUACUUCAGUUUAGAUUAUCUUUCCUGACUAGGAAAGAUAAUAGGUUGUUUGUAUGACAGUAGGUCAUACAAACCUAGUAGGUUGUUUGUAUGACAGAAAACCAAACCAGGUUCAACAGUGUGUAAAUUAUAAUUGAUUUUACAAAACUCAAUGCUGGUAAAAGUGUGCAAAGAAGAAAGCGAUGCUCAACCAGUCAUCUGCAGGCUGGAGUUUUUGCUAUCAUUAUAAAUAUGUUACAAUUGUUUUUUGUCUUUCCCCUUGGUGUGUUUUAUCAUCUUAAUUUCUGUUCAUUUUGAUGUUUGUUUUUAUAAUAAAACAACACAUGACAGUG
Molecule: messenger RNA, 6375 nt
Organism: Siniperca chuatsi (mandarin fish)
Lineage: Eukaryota; Metazoa; Chordata; Actinopteri; Centrarchiformes; Sinipercidae
Gene: srebf2
Product: sterol regulatory element binding transcription factor 2
Exons: 20
Coding region: 280-3870 (1196 amino acids)
Biological process (GO): positive regulation of transcription by RNA polymerase II; positive regulation of cholesterol storage
Cellular component (GO): nucleus
Molecular function (GO): protein dimerization activity; RNA polymerase II cis-regulatory region sequence-specific DNA binding; DNA-binding transcription factor activity, RNA polymerase II-specific
Source: RefSeq, a predicted model, not a curated record